ACAAAAAAAAGGUCUUAAUUCGCUCUGAGAGUAGAGAAAUGGAGCAGUCUUUCCAAAUCCUCUGCGCCGCUCUCUCCAUCUUCGCCAUUUUCAAUUCCUCUCCCACAGCUGCUAUUGCUACACUCUCUCCCGGCCAAACUCUCUCGGACGCUCAAGUUCUAUCUUCUCCCGCCCAAAUUUUCGAGCUAGGAUUCUUCACUCCCGCCAAUUCCACUUCCACCGCCAAAUUUUUGGGGAUAUGGUACAGAGCUACACCGGACGUCGUCGUUUGGGUCGCAAACAGACAAAAUCCGAUCACCACCUCACCCGGAGCUCUAACUCUCUCCAAAAACGCCAAUCUGAUUCUCUCCUCAGCACAAGGUGCAAUCGCAUGGUCUUCCAAUUCCUCCACCCCCGCCGCAUCGAGGCCGAUUCUCCGCCUCUUCGACACCGGAAACCUCGUCCUCGCUGAUAAUUCCACCAACAUAUGGACGAGCUUUGAUUACCCUAGCGACACCAGGCUUCCGGGGAUGAAGAUGGUGGACGAUUCCGACGCAGGAUUGGACAAGUAUCUCACAUCGUGGAAAAGCUACGGCGAUCCGUCGCUCGGCGAGUUCAUUUACACGAUCGAGAACCACGGAUUGCCUCAAAUGAGUAUUCUCACGGGGAAGGAGAAGAAGUACCGGACAGGUCCGUGGAAUGGACGGAAUUUCACCGGACUUCCAUUCAUACGCGAUCCAGCUUUUGGUGCUGAAAUUGUUAACGGAAGGUUAGUCUCCUACUCCGAUGCUUACAACAGCUCGAUUUACAUGAGACUGGUGAUGGAUCCGUCGGGAUUGCUCCAGCGUUACAUCAUGAAUGAAGAGAGAGACGGAUGGAUCCUUGCUUUCUCUGUGCCGAGCGAAACUUGCAGUAAUUAUGGUUGGUGUGGUGUUAAUACGGUUUGUAAACCUAAUAAAUCGCCUGUGUGUGAGUGUUUGAAUGGAUUCGCGCCUAAAUCUGAGAGGGAAUGGAGCUCGGCUGCAUGGACGAGUGGAUGUGGUAGAAUUCCUCCGUUGGAUUGCCGGAAGGAGGAUGGAUUCAUGAGGGUUGAUCGUGUCAAGUUCCCCGAUACGUUAAGUUUUCGUGUGGACAAUAGCAUGAGCAUUGGUGAUUGCCAUGAGGAAUGCUUGAGAAACUGCAACUGCUCGGCUUAUGCUGAUCCUUACUUGAGCUUGAGCAAUGAGAGGAAUGAGUGUUUGAUGUGGUUCGGGGACUUGGUUGAUGUCAUGGAGUUCACCGGAGAAGUUAGUACUGGGCCAAGCAUCUACAUUCGCGUGCCUAAAACCACGCUAGAAAAUAUGAGAGGUUGGAAUGAUAGGAAACGUUCUAAGAAGCUUGUGUUUGUUGCAACGGGUGCUAGUUUAGGGAUGCUUUUGUUGAUCUUGUGCUUUGGAGGCUUCAUUUUAAGGAGGAGGAGGAGACGAGCAGCAUUUAAGAAUGAGAAUGAGGAUUUGGAAUUACCUUUGUUUGGAUCGAAAACCAUUGCAGCAGCUACUAACAAUUUUUCGGAUGAAAAUUUGAUUGGAGAAGGCGGUUUUGGUCCUGUUUAUAAGGGAAACUUGUCAGAUGAGCUAGCAAUCGCAGUGAAAAGAAUGUCGAGUGCUUCUGGGCAAGGGCCUCAAGAGUUCAAAAAUGAAGUUAUUUUGAUUGCUAAACUCCAACACAGAAACCUUGUGAGGAUUUUGGGAUGUUGCGUUGAAGGAGAGGAGAAGAUGUUGAUAUAUGAGUACAUGCACAACAAAAGCUUGGAUUAUUUCAUUUUUGAUGAGAACAGCCGUGCAGUGCUGACUUGGCAGAUGCGGUUUGAUAUUAUUAUGGGGAUUGCGCGAGGUCUACUAUACCUUCACCAUGAUUCGAGGCUCAAAAUCAUCCACAGGGAUCUGAAAACGAGCAAUAUCUUGUUGGAUGAGAACUUGAAUGCGAAGAUUUCAGACUUUGGAUUAGCUAGAAUGUUCGAAGGUGAUCAAGUGAUGGCAAGAACAAAGAGAGUCGUUGGGACAUAUGGCUACAUGGCUCCAGAGUACGCCUUCGAUGGAAAGUUCUCUGUGAAGUCGGAUGUAUUCAGCCUCGGAGUAGUAAUAUUGGAGAUAGUGAGUGGGAAAAAGAAUAGAGGAUUCAAGCAUCCUUGUUGCUAUCAGAACCUUCUGGAGCAGGCAUGGCUACUUUGGAAGGAAAAUAGGGAGCUGGAGCUGAUGGAUCCAUGCUAUUCUAGUUCUUGUGUGGAAUGGCAAGUGAAGAGGUGCAUUCAAGUGGGGUUAUUAUGCGUUCAGAACGCAGCAGAGGAGAGGCCGAUGAUGCCGUCUGUGGUAGUCAUGUUGAGCUGUGAGGAUACAGUUUUGGCCGAGCCGAAGAAACCUGGGUUUUUCUUGAACACGAGCCCUAGUUUCUCGGAGAGGAAUACAUCUGGAAGUGAGGAAGGUAGAAGUAGAAGUGCUUCUUCCAUGACUAUUACUGAAGUAGAAGGCAGAUAGUUGUUGAGAGUUGAAACUGAUUUGCUUUAAAAAAUUGGUGUUUUCUAUAGCAAAUAAACAACAAGCUUUGACUGAGGUUCCCAA
Molecule: messenger RNA, 2576 nt
Organism: Salvia hispanica
Lineage: Eukaryota; Viridiplantae; Streptophyta; Magnoliopsida; Lamiales; Lamiaceae
Product: G-type lectin S-receptor-like serine/threonine-protein kinase At4g27290
Biological process (GO): protein phosphorylation; recognition of pollen
Cellular component (GO): plasma membrane
Molecular function (GO): ATP binding; protein serine/threonine kinase activity
Source: RefSeq, a predicted model, not a curated record